CUGCUGCUGCUCCCGGCGGCGCCGGCGCCCCAGAGCUGCCUCAGCAGGCAGCAGCUCCUCGCCGCCAUCCGACAGAUGCAGCAGCUGCUGAAGGGGCAGGAGACGCGCUUCGCCGAGGGUCUCCGCCUGAUGAAGAGUCGUCUGAGCACCCUGCAUGCCUCCCUGGCCAAAGCCACCCCCAAGCCGCCAGCCACCUCCUGCCCUGCCCUGCAAGCCCCUGUGGAUGGGAGGAAGUUUGGCACCAAAUAUUUGGUGGAGCACGAGGUUCAUUUCACCUGCAACCCCGGUUUCCAGCUCCUGGGCUCCAGCACGCGGACGUGCCAGGCCAACGGCAGCUGGACUGGGCAGGAGCCCCACUGUGCAGAGAUCAGCGAGUGCUCGAGCAGCCCCUGCCAGAACGGUGGGACGUGCCUGGAAGGGCUGAACCAGUACAAGUGCCUCUGCCCCCAGCAGUGGACUGGAGCCACCUGCCAGUACCAGGCACAGACGGCUCCCCCCUCCUGGAGCGUGACGGAUGACCCAGCGUUCAGCCGACAGCCCCGCUGUGCCCAGAUUGACCGGACUCAGCACUGUAGCUGCGAGCCUGGCUUCCACAUGAGCGGCACGGCCGCCAACGGCCUCUGCCAGGACCUCAACGAGUGUGAGGUGUACAAGCGGGAACAGGGUCCCCGGCUCUGUGCCCACACCUGCGUCAACCUCCCCGGCUCCUACCGUUGCACCUGCCCCAGUGGGUACAUCCUCCUGGGAGACAGCAAGAGCUGUGAAGACAUCAACGAGUGUGCCCUGUCCCAGGAUAACUGCACGAGGGGGACCACCUGCAUCAACACGGGGGGGGGCUUCCAGUGUGUCAACCCCCAGUGCCCCCAGCCCACCGGCAACAUCACCUACGUCAAAACAUCACCCUUCCAGUGCGAGCGCAACCCCUGCCCCAUGGAGAGCCGGUCGUGCCACCAAGCACCCAAAACCAUCUCAUUCCACUACCUUCCCCUGCCAUCCAACCUCCUGACGCCCACCCCGCUCUUCCGCAUGGCCACGGCAGCAGCGCCUGGCCGGCCAGGGCCCGACAGCCUGCGCUUCGGCAUUGUGGGGGGCAACAACCGCGGCCACUUUGUGAUGCAGCGCUCGGACCGGCAGACCGGGGAGCUCAUCCUGGUGCAGAGCCUCAAGGGUCCCCAGACCAUCCAGGUGGACGUGGACAUGUCCGAGUACCUGGAUCGGGUCUUCCAAGCCAAGCACGUGUCCAAAAUCACUGUCUUUGUCUCCGCCUAUGAGUUUUAGGGCAGCAGCCAGGGCGGCUUCCCUGAUGGCGAUGGUCCCUGCUCAGCAUCCUCCACCCGAAAGCACUAGCCCUGGAGGCAGGUGUGUAGUGGGAGCUCCAGGUGACAUCCCACGUUGAAGCCUCUCUGCAGCCAAUCAUCCUCCCCUCUGCGUUAAGUUUAUUCUGCCCAGGCAGCUUUUACACCCACAUAUGUGGGGGGAAAAAAAAGCAAAUGAGGUUCAAAGAAAUCGGGUGCAGGGGUUACCCGCUUGCUGGGGCACAGGAGGAGAGCAUUGUCCUUGCCUGAGGCUCCAGAAGGAUGGUGUCCCACAGCCUCGGUGCCUACAGAAAACAGUGGAUAGAAACCAUGGCCCUUAUUUCCCUUUUAAUUCCAUUUUUUCUUUAGGAAGUAAGUUAAACUGGUGCAUGCAGGAGGGAGGCUUAUAGUGGCUACCACCCUCUUCCCCACUGGCCUGGGCUUGCUUGCACUGACCCCAGACCUGUAAAAACAGCAUCCGCUCCCUUUUGGUAGCUGAGAAAACCCCUGGGAUUGACUGGGACUUGGAAAACCCAUGAACAUCCAUCCCCACAAGACCCAGCUGGCUCUCAGUGCCCUCCUGGGCAAGCAGGACGUUGCUUGCUGAGUAAAGGAGUGGUCCCAGUGCCCUGCAGAUGAGUGCGGGCAAUGGGCCAAGGCUGUCCCAUGCUUCAGCCCAUGGGCAGCAGCUCCUUCAACCUCCUUGAACUGGGUUGUGUGCGUGUGCAUCCACCCCCCAACGCCAUGACCUCAGGGAGGGCUUUGGCUGCUCUUGGAGGGAGCUUGAGGUGUGAAUAUUUCAUUUUUCAGUCAGCUGCAGCCUGUACCUCACUGUGUGUUAGCAGCUCCAGGAAUAGCUGGGGUUGGCUGUAACAUGUGCCAGGGACACACACACACACACCUCCCCCGUCUUACACCCUUCCCCCUCGGUACCUGUUCCCUGAUACAGCGAUUGUGCAUGUUAACCACAAAACCCCAAUGUUAUGCAUGUUUCUCCAUUAUGCUGGUUUUAGUACAAUUAAAUGAUGAUAUAGCCUCUGAGCAGAGGCAGA
Molecule: messenger RNA, 2347 nt
Organism: Athene cunicularia (burrowing owl)
Lineage: Eukaryota; Metazoa; Chordata; Aves; Strigiformes; Strigidae
Gene: FBLN7
Product: fibulin 7
Exons: 8
Molecular function (GO): calcium ion binding
Source: RefSeq, a predicted model, not a curated record